This is a messenger RNA of Galeopterus variegatus (Sunda flying lemur), 3093 nucleotides long. RefSeq names its product zinc finger protein 585A-like. Bases 23 to 3085 code for a protein of 1020 amino acids. Gene Ontology annotation, molecular function: DNA-binding transcription factor activity, RNA polymerase II-specific; RNA polymerase II cis-regulatory region sequence-specific DNA binding. Gene Ontology annotation, biological process: regulation of transcription by RNA polymerase II. NCBI's taxonomy places the organism in Eukaryota, Metazoa, Chordata, Mammalia, Dermoptera, Cynocephalidae. The transcript is spliced from 7 exons. The record is from RefSeq and is a predicted model, not a curated record.
AGCUGAGCUGCCAUAGUGCCCUAUGCAUUAUCAAGAGCAAGAAAUGAUGAAUAAAUCUCUGGAAUUAGUGUCAUUUGACGAUGUGGCUGUGGACUUCACCUGUGAGGAGUGGCAGGACCUGAAUGAUGCUCAGAGGACUUUGUACAGGGAUGUCAUGCUGGAGAUCUAUAGCAGCCUGGUGUCACUGGGGUACUGCAUUAGUAAACCUGAUGUGAUCCUCAAGUUGGAGAAAGGAACAGAGCCAUGCAUGAUAGAAGAGCACCCAAACCAAAGCCUCCCAGAUGUCCAGAUAGCCAGUCACCUAGCUGAGAGCAGCCAAGAAAGUCACAGUAGAUACUUCCGGCAAGGUGUAAUCAUCAGCAGGAACCGAUCAACUGAGGAGAGAGUUGAUUUAGUAAAAUCAUUAAAUUUGAGUUCAGAGCAUAUUUUAAAUCUGGUGAUAAAUGAUAGAAGAUAUUCAGGAGUGGAGCAUGAGGAAUUUAAUGUACGUCAGAAUGCACUUCAAGAGACUGAUGACCUACAUGCUGGAGAGAAAUCUGAUGUCCAUAAUAUAACUGGGAAAUCACAGAGACAGCACAAGCAUCUUAGUCAGCAUCCCAAGAUUCAAACUAGGCCACCUUCUGAAUACAGUGGAAAAAGAAAAUCCUUGAACUCAGUGCCAACAAUGUUUAAAUAUAAGAAGAUUCAUAUGGGUGUGAUCACCUGUAAAUAUAACGAAUAUGGGAAAGCCUGUGAUAAAUCAACUGUUAUAGCCCAAAAGAAAACUUUUCAAUGUCAUGUAUGUGGGAAACUGUUCUAUAAAAAGGCUAAACUUGCUCAACAUCAGAUUAUACACACAGGAGAGAAAUAUAAAUACAGUGAAUGUCAGAAAUCUUUUAUCAAGAAAUCAUAUCUUACCUUAUAUCAGGAAACAUGUACAGGGAAGAAGCUUUAUCCAUGUAAUGGACAGGAGAAAUUUUUGCAUCAGAAGUCAGACCUUACUAUGAAUCACAGAAUUCAAACAGAGGAAAUGUCCUAUGGAUUUACUAAGUAUAGCAAGAACUUUCAUGAGAAUUCACUUCUCAACUGUCAUCAGACAAUUCACACAAGUGAGAAAUCAUCUGAAUGUAAUGAAUGUAGGAAAACUUUCUACCAUAAUUCUGCCCUUACCCUAUAUCAGAGACUUCACACAGGUGAGAAACCAUAUGAAUGUAAAGAAUGUGGAAAGGCUUUUAACCAGAAUUCAAUCCUCAGCAGACAUCAGAGAAUUCACACAGGUGAGAAACCAUUUGAAUGUAAUGAAUGUGGAAAAGCUUUUAACCAAAAGUCAAUCUUCAGUAGGCAUCAGAGAAUUCACACAGGUGAGAAACCAUAUGAAUGUAAAGAAUGUGGAAAAGCUUUUAACCAAAAGUCAAUCCUCAGCAUGCAUCAGAGAAUUCACACAGGUGAGAAACCAUAUGAAUGUAAAGAAUGUGGAAAAGCUUUUAACCAAAAGUCAAUCCUCAGCAUGCAUCACAGAAUUCACACAGGUGAGAAACCGUAUGCAUGUAAAGAAUGUGGAAAAGCUUUUAAACAAAAGUCGAUGCUCAGCUUGCAUCACAGACAUCACACAGGUGAAAAACCAUAUGAAUGUAAGGAAUGUGGAAAAGCUUUUAACCAAAAGUCAAUCCUCAGCAUGCAUCAGAGAAUUCACACAGGUGAGAAACCGUAUGCAUGUAAAGAAUGUGGAAAAGCUUUUAAGCAAAAGUCGAUGCUCAGCUUGCAUCACAGACAUCACACAGGUGAGAAACCAUAUGAAUGUAAAGAAUGUGGAAAAGGUUUUAACCAAAAGUCCAAUCUCAGCAUGCAUCAGAGAAUUCACACAGGUGAGAAACCAUAUGAAUGUAAAGAAUGUAGGAAAGCUUUUAAACAAAAGUCACACCUCAGCCGGCAUCAAAGAAUUCACACAGGUGAGCGAACAUAUGAAAGUAAAGAACAUGGAAAAGCUUUUAAACAAAAGUCAGCGCUUAGCUUGCAUCACAGCAAUCACACAGGUGAGAAACCAUAUGAGUGUAAAGAAUGUGGGAAAGGUUUUAACCAUAAGUUGAUCCUCAGUAUGCAUCAGAGAAUUCAUACGGGUGAGAAACCAUUUGAAUGUAAAGAAUGUGGAAAAGCUUUUAAACAGAAGUCAAUGCUUAGCUUGCAUCAGAGAAAUCACACAGGUGAGAAACCAUAUGAAUGUAAAGAAUGUGGAAAAGCUUUUAACCAAAAGUCAGUCUUCAAUAGGCAUCAGAGAAUUCACACAGGUGAGAAACCAUAUGAAUGUAAAGAAUGUCAAAAAGGUUUUAACCAAAAGUCCAACCUCAGCAUGCAUCAGAGAAUUCACACAGGUGAGAAACCAUAUGAAUGUAAAGAAUGUGGAAAAGAAUGUGGUAAAGCUUUUAAACAAAAGUCACACCUCAGCAGGCAUCAGAGAAUUCACACAGGGAAAAUUCCUUAUGAAUGUAAUGAAUGCGGAAAAGCUUUUAAACAAAAGUCCCAUCUCAGCAGGCAUCAGAGAAUUCAUACAGGUGAGCAACCAUAUGAAUGUAAAGAAUGUGGAAAACCUUUUAAAAAAAGGUCACACCUCAGCAUGCAUCACAGAAUUCACACAGGUGAGAAAACAUAUGAGUGUAAAGAAUGUGGAAAAGCAUUUAAACGGAAGUCACACCUUAGCACACAUCAGAGAAUUCACACAGGUGAGAAACCAUAUGAAUGCAAAAAAUGUGGGAAAGCUUUUAACCAAAUGUCGAUCCUCAGCAUGCAUCAGAGAAUUCACACAGGUGAGAAACCGUAUGAAUGUAAAGAAUGUGGGAAAGCUUUUAACCAAAAACCGUACCUCAACAGGCAUCAGAGAAUUCACAUGAUUGAGAAACAAUAUGAAUGUAAAGAAUGUGGAAAGGGUUUCAACAGAGAGUCAGCCUUCAGCAUGCAUGAGAGAACUCACACAAGUGAGAAGUGCAACAAAUGUAAUGAAUGUGGAAAAACCUUUAACAAGUCAUACUUUGGGACGUAUCAGAGUACUCCCACAGGAGAAAAAGAAAACCUGAAUAUAAACAAUGUGGAAAAGCUUUUAAUUGAAAGUUGACCCUCAGU